GGAACUGACUCGCCCAGAUCUAUUUUCAGUGAUUUAAGGUAAAAAAAUAAACGUUGUCCAAAAUCCAAGUCAGAAUUAGACGUUUGCACUUUGCGGUGCGACGUGGAGUUCUGCUGAAAUUGAUUGACAUUGGUAGGCUUAGUCAAGUUUCCCUGUCAUAAACAUAUUACAAAUGUCAGUUUGACUUGGACUACCCCUCUGGCGUUAUCUGGGUAGGCUGGUACUGUCGCGUUCUUGAAAACUAAAGCUGCUUUAUUCUUAAAAUUGCGUCGUAUCUUGUUACUUUUUAUAAAUUGUUUGAUUGGACUGUGUAGCCUACUGUGUUCCUAUUAGACUGUUAGUCAUGGAAAAAAGUCGAAAAAGAAACAUAUCUACCAGUACUGAAUUUUCCUAUUCUGUAAAAGAAACAAUGUUGGAGAGCCAUUCAAAAUCAGCAAGUUCUGUAUCUACAAGAGAAAAAUCUGAGGCAGGCAACAUCUGUCUAUUGCUUUUCCUCUAUAUUCUGCAAGGCAUCCCAUUGGGCCUCUCUGCAAGCAUCCCAAUGAUCCUUCAGAACAGGAACAUUUCCUACAAGGAACAGGCAACAUUUAGUUUAGCCCUGUGGCCCUUCAGUGUGAAGCUAUUAUGGGCUCCUCUCGUAGACUCGUGCUAUUGGCCAUCCAUGGGAAGAAGAAAGUCGUGGAUGGUUCCAGCUCAGUACCUCAUUGGUGUGUUCCUGCUGGUGUUGUCAUACAGCCUGGACACGCUGCUGGGGUCUGAAGAUGACCCUUCAACUCGACCAAACAUCCUCUUCCUAACAUCAAUAUUCUUUGCCUUGAAUUUCCUGGCUGCAACACAAGACAUAGCAGUGGAUGGCUGGGCACUCACCAUGCUAUCCAAAGAAAAAGUUGGCUAUGCCUCAACGUGCAAUUCGGUUGGCCAGACUGCAGGCUUCAGCAUUGGGUUUGUUGUGCUGCUGGUGCUGGAGAGCAAAGACUUCUGCACCAACUACCUGGGGCUGCAGAGCUCCCUUGUCACUCUUGAUGGUUAUUUCUUCUUUUGGGGCCUCGUAUUUUUGGUGACAACUUCUUUUGUUUGGGCCUGCAAGACUGAGGAUGACUCCAAGGAUUCUGACAACCAAUUGGGCUUCCAGGAUACAUACAAGAUGCUUCUCACCAUCCUUAAGAAGCAUGACAUACAGCGCUGCGUGCUGGUGCUGCUCACAUGCAAGAUUGGGUUUGCAGCUACUGACGCUCUGACAGCCUUGAAGCUCACUGAGGCCGGUGUUCCUAAAGACAAACUCGCGCUGCUCUCCGUGCCUCUCACGCCAGUGCAGCUCCUCCUACCGUUCAUCAUUUCUCGGUACACUGCUGGCCGCUACCCUAUGAAUGUAUUCAACCGUGCUUAUCCAUUCAGAGUUGUGAUGGGCCUCGUAUUUGCUGCCGUGAUCUACGUAACACCGCAGUUCGCAGACGCUGAUGGGGUCUACCACGCGCCGUACUACGCCCUCAUUGUCUUCGUGUAUAUGCUCAACUCGGUAGCUCAGAACUGCAUGUUCGUGGCGGUGAUGGCAUUCUUCGCAGUGAUCAGCGACCCGAGUGUGGGCGGCACCUACAUGACACUCCUGAACACCUUCACCAACCUGGGCGGCAACUGGCCCACGUGGGUCGCCCUACGCUACGUCUCGGACCUCACCUGGAGCAGCUGUCUUCCUGACGCCCUCAACGCCACCGUUGCCGCCGGCAGCACUUGUGACUCUACAACACUUAAGGAGGCAUGCCUGGCAGCUGGAGGAAAAUGCGCGACCACGAUCGACGGCUAUUACGUCGAGAGCUUCAUAGGCUUUUUUGUUGGCCUCCUCUGGUUCGUCUUAUGGGGCGCCAAGGAAGUAAACCGUCUACAGAGAUUACCAACCAGCUCCUGGCUCGUCUCCAGUCGAGGCAAAAAAGAUUCUAGGGUAAAAAGAAGCGACUGACUAGGGUAUGAGGUGAUUUGAUGUUAAUAUAAAAGGGUGUCCUAUUCCUUUGAGUGCCUCAUUUGGUACAAGUUAUGGAAAAGUUGUGAGUAAUGUUUCCAAGUAUUGAAAGGGAGGUUAGGGAUUGCCUUCCUGUAUUGUUUUACAGUUAGCGACGGAAAAUACUGUGCCUAAGAAAUAUAUGGUCAGUUAAGAAUUGACUUGGCAUGAAUUCUGUGAUAUUCAGAGUUAAGAUGAUUUUAGCGGGAAUAUUACGCAUGAAAUCAGCCAAAUAUUCAAAUUAUGAUAUUUGGCGUAAGGGACUGGACAUACAUCAACCUGCACAAAAAUUACUUUACCAUUUCGCCGCUAGUAAAUUUUUGGCCAUUUGGUUAUGUAGUUUGGGUGGGGGGAAUCACGUAUAAAUUCACACUCUUAGACUUUAUUAUUGGAAUUUUUAUUGACUAUCCGGUUUUCUUUGAUGGAUAAGUUUUUUCUUGGACACUGCGAUAUUUUGUUGGAUAAAAGAACUUGCCGUUUGUUAAAUACACGCAAUUUUUUUCUAACUUGUUGAGAAAUAAUUAUCAUUUAUACUAUAUAAGGAAGUGCAUGCUAAAAGUUGACAAAUUUUUUGUCUAAAUUUCUUCUAUUGUUGGUAUGAAAUAGCGUGCAACUUGAAAUCAAGUCUCGCAAGUUGCCCAAGAUAUUCAUUCUAUAGGCUCUAAACAUUCGCCAUUUCUAUAGACUCUAAACAUUCACCAAUAACAAUUUACCGUCAUUUACUUAAUAUUUAUUGAAAAACUCUCAUUGAAAAAUGUUUUCUGCUCAGGACUUUUUACACUCCGUUUCUUCUUCGACAUUCUUAACAGCAUUCCAUCAUUUGUUGACCCGCAAAUGAUGAAAUAAUGGUGCCUCACCAUUACCUUAUCUAACAGUAAUUUGAAAACUGUCUAUCUUUCAACAUCUAGAUGACAUUACAUAUUCUCCAUCCCGAAACCAGAUGAAAGUUGCGCGUCCUCUUACUGGGGCCAUACUUUCAAAAUUCCCUUAGUGAACGUAA
This is a messenger RNA of Hyalella azteca, 2993 nucleotides long. RefSeq names its product acetyl-coenzyme A transporter 1. NCBI's taxonomy places the organism in Eukaryota, Metazoa, Arthropoda, Malacostraca, Amphipoda, Hyalellidae. The transcript has 12 exons. The coding region runs from base 344 to 1954 and encodes 536 amino acids. The record is from RefSeq and is a predicted model, not a curated record. Gene Ontology annotation, molecular function: acetyl-CoA transmembrane transporter activity. Gene Ontology annotation, cellular component: membrane.